UUGACACGUUUGCGUCUGAGAUCGGGGAGCUGAAGCGAGAGAUGGUGCAGACCCCUCUAACGUUUGACAAAGAGCCCAUGGAUUUACAGGGGCUGGAGGCUGAAGUGUGCGGUGUUUACCUGCAGUCCCCCAGCUGUGCCGCUCUGGGGGGUGAAAGGGAUUCUGGGUACGACUCGCUGCGCAGGAGGAUGAGCGUGUUGGAGCGACUGACUCAGACCCACCCGGUGUGGCUGCUGCUGGCCGUCAGUGAGGAGGAGGCCACUCGCAUUCUGCUCACACAGCCCCCGGGGGUGUUCCUGGUGAGGAAGUCGGCAGCUUUACAGAGGAAGAUUCUGUCUGUGCGUCUGAAGGAGGAUCAGAGCGGAACUCCCAUCAGCCACCUCCCUGUCAGAGAGAGCCAGUACACCUUUUCUCUUGAGGAAUCUGGGAUCAGCUUUGCGGAUCUGUUUCGCCUCGUGGCUUUCUACUGUAUAAGCAGAAUGAUUGACUUUGUAUCUUCUACAGACCAGGUGCUAGAGAAGGCCAUGCACAAGUGUGUCCUGAAGCCUCUGAAGAGUGUGAUCGAGGUGGCUUUACAUGACUUCCAGGUGAAAAGUGGAGCUUUGCAGCAGCUAAAGGAGAACCUGGCCCUGGCUAAUGCCAAGAGGCCCCAGGAGUUAGGGGUGGAUGGAGCUGUGCCUCCUGACCCCUUGGCUAUUGAGAAGAUCCGUCACAAGUUCCUAAACAUGAGGAAGAUGUACUCCCCUGAGAAAAAGGUGUCAUUGCUGCUGCGUGUGUGCAAACUCAUCUACACCAUAAUGCAGGAUAACUCAGGGAGGAUGUAUGGUGCCGAUGACUUCCUGCCCAUGCUGACCUAUGUGGUGGCUCAGUGUGACAUGCCUCAGCUUGACACAGAGAUCCAAUACAUGAUGGAGCUGCUGGACCCAUCUCUGCUUCAAGGAGAGGGGGGCUACUACCUGACCAGUGCGUACGGAGCCAUGGCCCUCAUCAAGAACUUCCAGGAGGAGCAGGCCGCCCGGGUGCUGAGCUCCGAGGCCAGGAACACGCUGCACCAUUGGCACAGGCGGCGCACCACCCCCCGCUCAGCACCCACUGUGGACGACUUUCAGAACUAUCUGCGUGUGGCCCUACAGGAAGUAGACACCGGCUGCACGGCCAAAACCCUGAUGGUCCAGCCGUACACCACCACCGAGGAGGUCUGCUCGCUCUGCGCCUACAAAUUCAAGAUCCCGGACCCUGGCGCCUAUGCACUGUUCCUGGUCAUUGAGGGCACCCGCCAGCAGCUUGCCCCGGACACACACCCUCAGCGAAUCAAAGCAGAGCUCCACGGCCGGCCCUGUGCACACACCUUCCACUUUGUCUACAGGAGGAUACCAAACCUUAACCUCUUUAUCCCGGCCAUCAUGGACAAUGGAAACUGUAUACAAGUUGAAUAGAGCAGGAUAAUGAUCCUGAACUAUAGUAUUCUGGUGGUGCUUAUAGAGGACUGUUUUGUAGUUAGAUUUGAGGACUUCUUAAUGGAAACCAAACUGUAUGUCGCAGUCAACGUGUGGAAGUGAUCUUGGGCAAGAAACUUAAAGGGGAACUAUUAUGCUUAUUUAGGUUUGCACUUUUAGCCUUUAGCCACAAACCGGUAUAACACACUACAGGAAAAUCCCUGGGUUCCCUCCAGAGGGAGUUUCUCUCCCACACACUCUCCCCCACAUGACUACAUAACACUCGUGCUUCUAUUGGCUAGCCCUCCAAUGCAUUGGAUGUGUGGAGCGGGACAUCUCUAAGCAGUUGACCAAUCACAACAGAGCCAGCCAGCUAACCAAUCAGAGCAGACUGGACUCU
Messenger RNA from Notothenia coriiceps (black rockcod), 1836 nucleotides. Its product is annotated as ras and Rab interactor 2-like. Lineage: Eukaryota; Metazoa; Chordata; Actinopteri; Perciformes; Nototheniidae. Gene Ontology annotation, biological process: vesicle-mediated transport; signal transduction. The record is from RefSeq and is a predicted model, not a curated record. The coding region runs from base 42 to 1436 and encodes 464 amino acids. The transcript has 9 exons. Gene Ontology annotation, cellular component: cytosol; endocytic vesicle. Gene Ontology annotation, molecular function: small GTPase binding; guanyl-nucleotide exchange factor activity.